AAUUAUGCAUUUGAAAUAUUUGUGGUUUAUUUACAUAAUUCUAAGCCUUGCUCCUGCUGCCGUUGCUCAAAUAGUACCAUGCCCACUGAAAUACCAGUGUCACACAAAGGAAGAGCCGGUUUGGGGAAGCGAAAAUCGAAGAUGUCACAUUUUCCUUAAUAAAUGUUUCCUGGCAAAUGAAAACUGUGAACGCAUGAAUAAUCAUCUGUCAAUGCUUAGGCUAGAAAAUCAGACAGUUUGCCAACAAAAGUGUCAUCAAUCGUGUCCGGACAUAAUUGCGCCCGUGUGCGCCAUCUACAGGGGAUUCCUGGAAACCUUCUCAAACCAAUGUGUUCUGGAUAAGCAAGCUUGUACAACGGGAAAGCCCUGGCAUUAUCUUUUUGCAGGCGACUGUGAUGCUAUUUACUCACUUGACGAAAAGAAAGUUUUGUAGGAGGUGUACAUAGGAGUCCCUAUUGCAGACAACAAAAUUAGUUAAAUACAUAUGCAUUUUUAUUUUAGC
This is a messenger RNA of Bactrocera tryoni, 502 nucleotides long. RefSeq lists its product as uncharacterized. NCBI's taxonomy places the organism in Eukaryota, Metazoa, Arthropoda, Insecta, Diptera, Tephritidae. Bases 5 to 433 code for a protein of 142 amino acids. The record is from RefSeq and is a predicted model, not a curated record. Gene Ontology annotation, molecular function: protein binding. The transcript has 3 exons.